CUCUCACAAUUCCCUCAGUUUCUCAUCUUGUACGUGCUGUAUUUUCUUGGCUUUCUGCUACUUUGAGUUGUUCCAAAAUGGCUGACCAAAUUCCAUUCGGUGUUGUGGAGCACAUUGUGACCAAGUUGGGGUCCAAGGCGUUUCAAGAAAUUGGAUCCAUGUAUGGUGUUCCAAAGGAGAUGACCAAGCUCAAUGGGAAACUGGGCACCAUCAAGGCUGUGCUUUUGGAUGCUGAGGAGAAGCAGCAGCAGAGCAAUCAUGCAGUCAAAGAUUGGGUCCGGAGGUUUAGAGGUGUUGUUUAUGACGCAGAUGACUUGCUGGAUGACUAUGCAACCCAUUAUCUUCAGCGAGGAGGAUUGGCAAAGCAGGUCAGUGACUUCUUCUCAUCUGAAAAUCAAGUUGCUUUUCGUUUAAACAUGAGUCAUAGACUCAAGGAUAUCAAAGAAAGGAUAGAUGAUAUUGCAAAAGAAAUCCCCAUGUUAAAUCUGACUCCACGGGACAUAGUACUACACACACGGGUGGAGAAUAGUGGGAGAGACACCCAUUCAUUCGUGUUAAAAUCUGAAAUGGUAGGAAGAGAAGAAAACAAAGAGGAGAUAAUAGGGAAGUUGUUGUCGUCCAAGGGUGAAGAAAAGCUUUCGGUUGUUGCCAUUGUAGGCAUUGGGGGGUUGGGUAAGACCACCCUUGCUCAAUUGGUAUACAAUGAUGAAAGAGUGGUCAAUCAUUUUGAGUUUAAGAUAUGGGCUUGCCUUUCUGAUGAUUCUGGUGAUGGUUUUGAUGUUAAUAUGUGGAUCAAAAAAAUUUUAAAAUCUCUGAAUGAUGGGGGUGCUGAAAGUCUGGAGACUAUGAAAACUAAGCUUCAUGAAAAAAUAAGUCAAAAGAGGUACUUGCUAGUCCUCGAUGAUGUUUGGAAUCAAAAUCCUCAACAAUGGGAUCACGUGAGAACUUUAUUAAUGGUUGGUGCCAUAGGUAGUAAAAUUGUAGUAACCACCAGAAAACCUAGAGUUGCAUCACUCAUGGGAGAUAAUUUUCCGAUUAAUUUGAAAGGUCUUGAUGAAAACGAUUCUUGGAGGUUGUUUUCAAAAAUCGCAUUUAAAGAUGGAGAGGAGGAUGUGCAUACAAACAUCACCCAAACUGGAAAAGAAAUUGCAAAAAUGUGUAAGGGAGUUCCUCUCAUUAUUAAGUCUUUAGCAAUGAUAUUGGGGUCUAAAAGAGAACCGGGGCAGUGGUUGUCUAUUAGAAACAAUAAAAAUUUGCUGUCACUCGGAGAUGAAAAUGAGAAUGUUCUAGGGGUGCUGAAAUUAAGUUAUGAUAAUUUGCCAACUCAUUUGAGACAAUGUUUUACAUAUUGUGCUUUAUUUCCAAAAGACUAUGAGAUUGAGAAAAAGUUGGUGGUACAACUAUGGAUAGCACAAGGUUAUAUUCAAUCUUCAAAUGAUAAUAAUAAGCAAUUAGAGGAUAUAGGGGAUCAAUAUUUUGAGGAAUUAUUGUCAAGGUCAUUGUUGGAGAAGGUGAGAACCAAUCGUUUUACUAAUACAUUAAUUUGUAAAAUGCAUGACCUUAUACAUGAUCUUGCACAAUCAAUUGUAGGAUCUGAGAUCCUUAUUUUAAGAAGUGAUGUAAAUAACAUUUCAGAAGAAGUUCAUCAUGUAUCAUUGUUUGAAGAGGUAAAUCCUAUGAUAAAAGCUCGGAAACCCAUAAGGACCUUUCUAAACCUUGGUGAACAUUCUUUUAAGGAUAGUACAAUUGUAAAUUCAAUUUUUCCGAGUUUUAUGUGUUUACGUGCAUUGAGUUUAAGUCAUAUGGGUGUAGAGAAGGUGCCAAAGUGUUUAGGCAAAUUGAGUCAUUUAAGGUAUCUUGAUCUUUCCUACAAUGAUUUUGAGGUACUUCCAAAUGCUAUUACAAAGUUAAAGAAUUUGCAAACACUAAAACUCGCAAGCUGUCAAAGAUUAAAAAGAAUUCCAGACAAUAUAGGAGAAUUGAUCAAUCUUAGACACUUGGAGAAUAGUAGAUGUCAUGACUUGACUCAUAUGCCACAUGGAAUCGGCAAGUUGACUUUACUUCAAAGUCUACCAUUGUUUGUGGUUGGGAAUGACGUAGGGUUAAGGAAUCACAAAAUUGGUAGCUUGAUUGAGUUGGAAAGCCUGAAGCAACUAAGAGGAGGGUUAUGCAUAAGUAAUCUUCAAAAUGUGAGGGAUGUUGAACUGGUAUCCAGGGGAAAAUUUUUGAAAGGAAAACAAUAUCUUCAGUCCUUGAGAUUGGAAUGGAAUCGGCGGGGCCAAGAUGGGGGGGAUGAGGGUCAUAAGUCAGUGAUGGAAGGCCUUCAACCACACCAACACCUAAAGGGUAUCUUUAUAGAAGGUUAUGGAGGUACGGAGUUUCCAACUUGGAUGAUGAAUGAUGGGUUGGGUUCCCUGUUUCCCUACCUAAUUGAAAUUGAAAUUUCGGGAUGUUCAAGAUGCAAAAUUCUGCCACCCUUUUCUCAACUCCCUUCUCUCAAGUCUUUGACGCUUGAUGAUAUGAAAGAAGCGGUGGAGUUAAAGGAGGGUUCAUUAACAACGCCACUCUUCCCAUCUCUUGAAUCGCUCGAACUCUCUUACAUGCCAAAGUUGAAGGAAUUGUGGAGGAUGGACUUACUAGCAGAGGAAGGUCCUUCAUUUUCUCAUCUUUCGAAGUUAUAUAUUUAUGCAUGCUCUGGUUUGGCAUCCUUGGAACUGCAUUCUCCUUCUCUUUCUCAAUUAGAUAUCAGACUUUGCGAUAACUUGGCAUCCUUGGAACUGCAUUCAUCUCCUUCUCUUUCUGGAUUAACGAUCCAUGAUUGCCCAAACUUGACAUCCAUGGAACUGCCGUCAUCUCCUUCUCUUUCUCGAUUAGAAAUCAGAAAAUGCCCUAACUUGGCAUCCUUCAAAGUGGCUCCAUUACCUUCUCUUGAGACACUAUCUCUGUUCACAGUUAGAUAUGGUGUGAUAUGGCAGAUAAUGUCUGUCUCUGCUUCUUCUUCGUUGAAGUCUCUGUAUAUUGAAAGCAUAGAUGAUAUGAUAUCUCUCCCGAAGGAGCUACUUCAACAUGUUUCUGGCUUGGUAACGUUAUGGAUCCGUAGGUGCCAUAACUUGGCAUCCUUGGAACUGCCGUCAUCUCCUUCUCUUUCUGGAUUAACGAUCGAUGAUUGCCCAAACUUGACAUCCAUGGAACUGCCGUCAUCUCUUUGUCUUUCUGAUUUAGAAAUCAGUAAAUGCCCUAACUUGGCAUCCUUCAAAGUGGCUCCAUUACCUUCUCUUGAGACACUAUCUCUGUUCACAGUUAGAUAUGGUGUGAUAUGGCAGAUAAUGUCUGUCUCUGCUUCUUCUUCGUUGCGGUGUCUGUAUAUUAAAAGCAUAGAUGAUAUGAUAUCUCUCCCGAAGGAGCUACUUCAACAUAUUUCUGGCUUGGUAACGUUAGAGAUCCGUGAGUGUCCUAACUUGCAAUCCAUGGAACUGCCGUCAUCCCAUUGUCUUUCUAAAUUAAAGAUCGUAGAAUGCCCUAACUUGGCAUCCUUCAAUGUGGCAUCAUUACCUCGUCUUGAGGAACUAAGCCUGCGUGGAGUCAGAGCAGAGGUACUGAGGCAAUUAAUGUUUGUCUCUGCUUCUUCUUCAUUGAAGUCUCUGGGUAUAUGGGAGAUUGAUGGUAUGAUAUCUCUCCCAGAGGAGCCGCUUCAAUAUGUUUCCACUCUCGAAACUCUCUACAUUGUUGAGUGCUCUGGUUUGGCAACAUUACUACACUGGAUGGGCAGCCUUUCCUCGCUUACGGAACUUAUUAUUGAUGACUGCUCUGAAUUGACAUCACUGCCAGAAGAGAUCUAUUCCCUUAAAAAACUGCAGACAUUUUAUUUCUGUGAUUAUCCACACCUAGAGGAAAGAUACAACAAGGAAACAGGUAAAGACCGGGCCAAGAUUGCUCAUAUCCCACAUGUUCGUUUCAACAGUGAUUACAUUAUGCGAGUGAAGACUCUAUUUGCUCGAUGAUGUUAUGCACUAAACUGAUCAUUUUACUUGGAGUUCUACAUUCUAAGGGUUUGAGGAAAUAUUGAAAUCUGAUAUGAUAUCUCUCCCAGAGGAGCUGCUUCAACAUGUUUCCAUGAUCUAAGCUCUCACCAUUAGACAUUGCUCUGUUUUUGCAACAUUACAACACUGGAUAGGCAGCCUCCCCUCAGUUACAGAACUUGUAAUUCAUGGCUGUCAGAAGGUAUGUUCCUUCAAAAACUUGCAGAUGCUCAAAAUCUGCAUUGAAGUCUUAAUGAGGGCUGAGGUGCUGUGUCAGUUAAUGUUUCUCUCCACUUCUUCAUUGAAGUCUCUGUCUGUUGGAUGCUCAGAUGCUAUGAUGUCUCCCAGGGGAGCUGCCUCAACAUGUUUCCAGGAUCCAAACUCUCAAAUUGAAUUUUGCUCUGGUUUUGCAAUAUUGCAGCCCUGGAUAGGCCACUUCACCUCACUUAUGGACCUGCAUAUUUGUGACUGCGCUGAAUUGACAUCACGGUCGGAAGAGAUGCAUUCCCUCAAAAGCCUGCUGACACUCAAAAACUUUCAUUGUUGGAACCUAGUUGAAGAUGCCAAAAGGAAACAUUUCAGGUUCAAGAAUACAGUGAGCCAUGCUUGGUACAGAUUCCAUCAAUAUAGAGAGACAUUUCAGAUUUUCUCUUGCAUAAGACGCGUGUGAUUAUUUCUUAUUGGCUCAACUUGAAAUCACUGCCUACAUUCUUCCAUUUCCCAGCUCAAAAUCACAUGGCAAAAGUUUUGAAUUGCCAAAAAAUUUCUCAUGGCCCAUAAAUUCUUAUCUACCAGAUGGCUAAUGGAUGAAGGUCCUGCUUUCUUUAGAAUUCAGGUCUACUCUUUGCCAUAUAUUGCAGGCUUCUCCUCUCUGCAAUAUGAUUGCCCAAACUUGACAUCCAUGGAACUGCCGUCAUCCCAUCGUCUUUCUAAAUUAAAGAUCAUAAAAUGCCCUAACUUGGCAUCCUUCAAUGUGGCAUCAUUACCUCGUCCUGAGGAACUAAGCCUGCGUGGAGUCAGAGCAGAGGUACUGAGGCAGUUCAUGUUUGUCUCUGCUUCUUCAUUGAAGUCUCUGCGUAUACGGGAGAUUGAUGGUAUGAUAUCUCUCCCAGAGGAGUCGCUUCAAUAUGUUUCUACUCUCGAAACUCUCUACAUUGUUAAGUGCUCUGGUUUGGCAACAUUACUACACUGGAUGGGCAGCCUUUCCUCGCUUACGGAACUUAUUAUUUAUGACUGCUCUGAAUUGACAUCACUGCCAGAAGAGAUCUAUUCCCUUAAAAAACUGCAGAAAUUUUAUUUCUGUGAUUAUCCACACCUAGAGGAAAGAUACAACAAGGAAACAGGCAAAGACCGGGCCAAGAUUGCUCAUAUCCCACAUGUUCGUUUCAAGUGUGAUUUCGAUAUGAAAUUUCAGCUUCACAACAUUUUCUGAUGCUGUGCACUAAACUAAUCAUUUUACUUGGAGUUGUACACUCUAAGAGUUUGAGGAAAUACUGAGAGCUUGGAAUUCAUGGCUGCCCUGAAUUGACAUCACUGCCAGAAGAUAUGUUCCCUCAAAAACCUGCAGACACUUAACAAUCUGCAUCUGUUCACACUUAAGAGGAAAGAUGCCGAAAGGAAAGGUGAAGACUAACCCAAGAUUGCUCAUAUCGCACAAAUUGAUAUCAUACAUCCAUGAAGAUUGAACUGAUACAGAAUGUCUUUCAGGCAACUUCGCCUCACUUAUAGACCUUCCUAUUGGUGACCGCACUAAAUUAACAUCACUUUGGAAGAGAUAUGUUACGGACGGAAAAUCUUUCAUUAUAUGCACCUACUUGCAAGAUUCCAAAGGGAAACAAGUGAAUACUUGCCCAAGAAUACAGAGGGCCAUACUUGGUGAAGGUUUCAUCAAUAAGGAGAACCAUUUCAGGUAAUGUGCAUAGAGUUUGUAGAAGAGAAGAAAGAUUUGAUCCAAGAUAUAUUCCUAAAGACCGAAAACUUUCAAAGCCGCCCAAGAUCCCACAGCCCACCUUAAUAAUUUGGGGAGACCAAGAUACGGUAUUCCCAAUAGAACUAGCUUACGAAUUGAAAAGAUUUCACCUUGCUUAAAAAGCUUUUGAUUAUUCAUAUUUGCAAGAUGACUAAGACUUCUGAUUGUGCUCAAAACAUCUGGUUUCUAUUAAAUUUAGGAUACCAACAAAUUGAGUGAGGAGCACAUCUUACUAAAUCAUUUGUCAAUCUAUUCGCCUUCCUAAUCUCAAGCUUCUUCAUGUUUGAAUUAAAACACCUUGGAGUACACAAACAAAAAUGAUGGUAAUGAGUCUUUCUCAUCAUCUUUAUUUUCAUUAGAAGGCAAUUUGUAGCAUCCUCAUUCCCAUUCUUGAAAAUAGGUAGAGAAAUUAGACAUGUUUUCUUAAAUGAUCUUCUUGGUCCAUGCAUGCUUUCUAUAUAUUUGGAAAAAUUUUAAACUAAGUACUUAAAUGACAGAUAUGAUAGUUUUCAAGUUAAUGCACAGAUGGUGAUGGUGAGUAUGCUAAAUAUAGUCUAUGCUUAGUUUAUUUGUUGACAAACUAUCGAGGGCUAGUGCCAAGGGAAACACUUAAUGCACUUGUAUCAUACUCUCUUUUCUUUGCCUUCUUUAGUCAUCAUCCAAGGUUCAUAUAUAAUAUGUCUUUAUCAUUCAACUUUUCAUUUCCAACCACUUUUUAACCUUUUGUCUUUUUAUGGUAUAUUACAUGGCAAUCAAUUUCUAAGAAACUGGUGUACACUAAUUAUAAAUCUUAUCUUUUUGUUCUUAUAGACAAAAGAAGAACAUGCUAAUUGCAUGACAUACAAUUCAUAAUAGAUGUUUAGCUAUGAGGUAAUCUUUAAGUACCUUGGAGCUGAAACAUUUGAUGUUAAUAGGGUUUGAUGAUUCUCACUUUGGUGCUUAGGUGCUUUGUUGGAUUUCAAUUCAGAAGGUAAUGCAUUGGUAUUGUGUAGACGAAUCAAGCCUUCUUUAAUUGAGGUGAGCCUUUAGCAAAAUAUUUUAGGUUUGUUUUCUUUCCAUUUGUUGCUUCAUAUCUACUUUUUGUAAUCAACCAAGCAAGAGUUUCUUACUUGUCAUGCCACAGUGGCGACUUGUAAUAAUCAAUUAUUGAUUGUAAAGAUACUUGGCUUUAUCAAUUAUUAUAUUGAAAUCAAUUCAGUACUAUGGCUAAUGCCAAAAGGAUAAUAUUUAGUUUCGGUUGACCAUUAUUCAUUAUUUUAGAUACAAGUGCUCACAAAUUUUGCAUCUUUGAAGGAUAUGGGAAAGGUUGGCUUAACUGCAUCACCAACUUACAAGCUCCUUAUAGCAUCCAUAAAUAUAACCUUUAUUGUUCAGAUUUAUAAUUCUUAUCUCAUUUUUUUUUCAUCUCUUUAUUGUUUAUAAUUUUUGAGUUGAUUUGUUAAAAAAAAAUAAAUUAAACCUUAUUUGCGAUACUGAUUUUUUUUUAUUCUUUCGUGCAAUAGAAUAAUAAGUUGAAUAAGAAGCAUACACUACUUAAUUGAUAUCACCGUUUAGUCAAUUCUCUUCUCAAUUUCUUUUUUCUCAAUUUUUGUUCAAGGUAAUCAAAGUAUCAUUAUUUCUAUUUCUAAAGGUACUUGUACCCAGCUUGAAAAACUUUAAGACAGGUUAAAGUGGAGAACCAUUCCCAAAACAAGUAAUAACUAUAGUUCAGUUAUUGAUAUCAUAUCCUCGAUUGACAUCUAUGCCAUUGCAUUUGCAUCUAAAGGAUUUAUGAUGAAAAUAAAUAUCUUCUUCAUUUCCAUUUUCCUCCAUUUUUUAUCAUAAUUUAUGUGCAUAUUGAAAGUAUUCAUAGCCCAAUAUAUUUGCUAGCAUAUAUAUGCAUGUCAUAAUAUAUUGAAUUUUUUAGCAUAAGGUCUAAGAGUAUUCACAUAUCUAUAGGUUCUAUAUAUUUAUACUUUUUACAACAUCAAAUGAAGUAUAUGAACCUUAUCCCAAAGGUGAAGUCUCUUUAAAAUGGGCUUCAACAUGUUAGUAGUUACCUGACUUAAUAAUCUAACAAUUUGGUACUAUAUAUCAUUUUGCAACUCUUCCAUAAAGUAAUUGUGUUACCUCUAUUCAAAUUUUCUAUCCUUAUUUAAAAAAAAAAAAAAAACUAAAUUAGUAAUUGUAUGUCAAAUCAUGCUUACAAUCAUUAAUAGGUACUUAUAUGCUAAAUUGAUAAAGUUAUUUUAUAAUUGUUUCAACAUAUUCGUAAAACAAAAACAAAAAAUAUAUAUAUAUAUAUAUAUUAAUAAACAUAUCUUUCUAGAUAUAAUCACUACCAAGCCCAUGUGGAAAGCUAUAGCAAUGAGGAUAUAAGCUUCAGUUAUGUCUUGGAGAUUCAUGUUGGAAGUUGUAGAUCGUGGAUGUAUAGUAUAGGAGUUAGCUUGAGUUUAUCAUUCUUUGAUAUCUUUUAUGUGUUAGUUAUCAUUUAUUAUCUACAACCAAUUUUUUUAAGGAAUUCUAUGAUUUUGUUUAUAAUUUAUAUAUUUGUUUUUAUUUGUACCAGAACAUCACGAAGCUACAAAAGCACCAUUAUAGAGUACCCACCACAAGUCUAAAGGAGCAUGCUUCUCAACCUUCACAAUUACUUAACAUCACGAAGCUACAAAAGCACCAUUAUACAGUACCCACCACAAGUCUAAAGGAGCAUGCUUCUCUACCUUCACAAUUACUUGUAAGCUGCUGAUAAGAUAAUUUUCUCUAUAAUGAGGAAAUCUUCUUUGCACUUA
Messenger RNA from Vitis riparia (riverbank grape), 8759 nucleotides. Its product is annotated as putative disease resistance protein RGA4. The record is from RefSeq and is a predicted model, not a curated record. Gene Ontology annotation, biological process: defense response to other organism. Bases 78 to 4001 code for a protein of 1307 amino acids. Lineage: Eukaryota; Viridiplantae; Streptophyta; Magnoliopsida; Vitales; Vitaceae. Gene Ontology annotation, molecular function: protein binding; ADP binding. The transcript is spliced from 13 exons.